CCGAACUGAACAGCACCGAGGAAGAAGAAAACACAGUCACAGGUCACCGGUAUCCCGAGAAGUAGGAGGAGAAAGCCGGCUGAAGCCUUGCGUUUAGCUUUUACGUUGACAUAUGAUCUCGGUUAACAUCUGAGAUCUACCUCCAUUAUUUUCUUUCGUUGAAAGCGAGCAUCAUGGCGAAGAAGAGAAGCGGUAACCGCGAGACCGAGAGCAGUCCGCUGGUAGAGCAGGCACCGAGGCCCUCCAAAGAAACUCCAGUCCUCAAAGGAGCCCAGUCGCCGGGAGGAGCCUCCGCACGCAUGUCAAUCCUCCUCCUCGUCACUAUCUUUGCCUGCUCUGCUUGUGUCAUGUAUCUGGUGUUCAGAAAUUUCCCAGAACUGAGCGAAGACGAGAGAGAAAAAAUCAAAAUACCUAAAGACAUGGAUGAUGCCAAGGCUUUGGGCACAGUACUGUCCAAAUACAAGGACACAUAUUACACUCAAGUGCUUUUAGCAUACUUUGCUACGUAUAUCUUCCUUCAGACGUUUGCCAUCCCAGGCUCCAUAUUUCUCAGUAUACUGUCUGGUUAUCUCUACCCUUUUCCGUUAGCUCUCUUCCUGGUCUGUCUGUGUUCGGGCCUCGGAGCGUCUUUCUGCUAUAUGCUCUCUUAUCUCGUUGGGAGGCCAAUGGUCUACAAGUACCUCACAGAGAGAGCUCAGAAAUGGUCACAACAGGUGGACAAGCACAGAGAGCACCUCAUUAAUUACAUCAUUUUUUUGAGAAUAACUCCUUUCCUUCCGAACUGGUUCAUCAACAUCACCUCACCCGUCAUUAACGUGCCUCUGGGUGUCUUCUUCUUGGGCACCUUCCUUGGAGUGGCCCCUCCGUCGUUCGUGGCGAUAAACGCGGGGACGACGCUGUACAAGCUGACCACGGCUGGCGAGGCCGUGUCCUGGAACUCUCUUCUCGUGUUGGGGGUUUUAGCCGUUGUCUCCAUCCUGCCCGUCUGCUUUCAGAAGAAACUCCAGCAGAAACUUGAGUAGCGACGACCAACCCCCGCUUGAUCCAACUCAGGAAUGAUACUGGUCCUCUAAACCUCUCCUUGCGUUCUUCUUUUCUUUUGUGCAUGUACCACAAACCCUCGUUUCAUCACGCGACGGACCGGCCUCUUCCAUCGUUUCGACGGUACUUUCAUGGGAUGAAAAAUUCUGCCAUCGCUGAUCCCCUCUAGCGUCAAGCAAUAUUUUCCGCGCUGAUGUCUUCAGUGGAUUUUUCAAUAUCUUCCACGAUACAGCAAUGAUUAAUGCGAGACACGCUGGAAGAGACAGGCUUUCAGUCCCUCUGAAAUGGAAAGUGCCAACGGAAACCUUUUUCGGCUUAUUUAACGUGUUUGAGAAUGAGGUAUUACAUGCUUCAGAAACCUUUUUGAGGGUGAGCUUUGCGGGUUUUCUGCUUUUCUUUUGUAUUUCUCAUGCCAGCUGAGACUGCGGUAGGGAUCAGAACGGACGAUCUCUUAACAGUGCCCUGUGUACUGCUGCUAACUGUAGACGAUAAUGCUCGAUUCUUGUUAUAGACCUAAUUUUUCCCCCCGAAAACUGAUAAAUACGGACGAUGCCACAUUAGUAUUACAGAUCGAUACUGUAGAAUGCAUAUAAUAUAACAGCCUUAAUAUUACAGGUUACUUGAAGUAAAAGAAACGGAACGAAUAUAGACAUCACACGAGCUAUUAACAUCUUUUUUAGCGUUUCAAACACUUAUUUCUUCCUUUACGUUGGAUGCAACCGAUUGAUUUAGUCAAAAUGCCAAACGAUUGUUUUUAUGUGUUUUUCAAAUGAAGUAGUUCAUCGUUUUAAGUUUAUAGUGCUAUUGCGAUUUGCUUUAAAAUAUUCCUUUUAGCCACGCGACAGUGGGAAGUAUUACAUUUAGGAAAUAUAGGAGAUUUGUAACCGUUACAGUUGGUUUUCUGGAUCUAACGAAGCCGAGCCACUGUAAACUUUUAAAUGUAUGCCUAUUUAAAGGAAUGGUUCACUCAAAGUUUUGCUUGGGAAUGUGCCGUCCGAGAUGUAAAUGAGUUUGUUUCUUUAUCAGCCGAUAAAUGCUCUGCGGUGAAUGGGUGCCGUCAGAACGCGGGUCUAAACGGUUGAUUAAAAACGUCGCAGUAAUCCAAAAUUGAUGCAAAUAACCGCAGUCCAUCAAUUAAUGUCUUGAGAAGUGACCGUGGACCGCAGUCGUGGGGAUUAUCGCCAUGUUUUUAUCUUGUUCUGACGGCACCCAUUCACCGAUGAUUGCUAAAUUUGAUCCGAAUCUGUUCUGAUAAAGAAACAAACUCCUCUACAUCCUGGACGGCCCGAGGCUUAGUAAUUUUCUUUUUUGGGGUUAUGCGUUAAAACUCUACAGUUAAAAUUGCCUUUCGGUAAAAUAAAUCGGUCUUAAUGUCUUAACUUUUGUCUAAUACCUGCAAUGCUGUUGUAUCCUGUUUUUUUUUUUUUCUGAAUACCUGGAAAUAGUCUUUAAACCUUCAACAUGCUCAUUUCCUGCCUGGAAAGGAAAUGGUAUCAACAAUACGAGCAAAGGGGAUUAAUAAACCAUUUGCACUGAAAUUUCUCUUAAGUGGAAGGGUGCGAUGAGGGACAGUUCUUAUUCCAGAUAUCAUUACCCUGUUACCUCAUUUGAGUUGUUCUCUCAUGUUGCAUUGCUUUAUGUCUGCAGUUUUUAUUUGAAUGUAAAACCUAACGUUUAGUUUUGUCGUCUGUAAAUGUCUAAGUGUUCCCAGCAGCUCUUGACAUGGAUGGCACUAAACAGAGAAAGCGGAUGUUAUGCAGUUGUUCUGUAACCGUUUCAAGCUGUUUAUGAUGAUAAGUGUGUUGAUAUGCCCUCUCUGACCCAUUUAUAAUUUACUAAGUCGUACUCAUUCAGAUUUUUCUCUAGCAUCUUUUUACAGAACUCUAUCAAUAAAUUAAGGUUACUGAUUACAGUAUUACAUAAGGUUUAAUCGACAAUGUACUGUCAUGUCCUGUAUUUUUAAAAUCUAUUCAUUUACGUCUGUACAUUUUCUUGGAAUAUAAUAUAUUUAUUAUGACAUGAUUAAAUACGAGUAACAUUUGCUCUCAA
Messenger RNA from Puntigrus tetrazona (Sumatra barb), 3090 nucleotides. It is a transcript of the gene tmem41b, whose product is annotated as transmembrane protein 41B. The transcript is spliced from 7 exons. Bases 174 to 1022 code for a protein of 282 amino acids. NCBI's taxonomy places the organism in Eukaryota, Metazoa, Chordata, Actinopteri, Cypriniformes, Cyprinidae. The record is from RefSeq and is a predicted model, not a curated record. Gene Ontology annotation, cellular component: endoplasmic reticulum membrane.